Molecule: messenger RNA, 863 nt
Organism: Caenorhabditis angaria
Lineage: Eukaryota; Metazoa; Nematoda; Chromadorea; Rhabditida; Rhabditidae
Source: the annotation of a GenBank genome assembly
AUGAAAGUUCUCUCCAUAUUAUUGAUCACCAUUUUAUUGGUGAGCUUCUUCUCACCAUCGGAUGCUGCCAGAGAUCGCAAGAAAAAGAAGCAACGUCAAGAAGAUUCACCUUUAGAAGAGCGUGAAAAUGAAGGUGGAAAACUUGACGAUCAAAAGGAACGUGAAAAGGAAAAACAGGAAAGAGGUGAGAUUUUUGAAAGGCAAUUAUUUUUAUUUCAUGUUGUCUAAAGUGAAAAUGUUUUCUGAAGGUAAAUAAUGUUUUUUCUACAUAAAAUUCUGGAAAGUUUUCAGUUCAUGCUUUGGUUGAAAGACAAGAAGAAAAGAAAAAGGAACGUGAUGAGGAAAGUAGCGAAGAAAAAAGCGAUGAGAAGGAUGAAGAAAAUGACAAGAAGAAUAUGACACUUGGAACUGAAAUUCAUAUUCCACGGGUAAUCAAAAUAUUUUCAAACAUUCCUUUCACAAAAAUUUUCAGGCAAAGCGAAUGGCUGAUGGGCAAGUAGCUGUAACACAAGUGUGUUUUUAUGUAUCAAUAAAAACUUUUUAAAAAAAAUUUAAUUUUAGCUCUUGCGUGCCAAACGUCAAGGAGACUUGCAAGAAAUUAAAAAAUCAAAUGAGAUCAAUGAUGGUGCAAAACUUCCACUUCCAAAUAGACCAUCUCAAACAUCCCAACAAAAAGAAAAAAGUGAUGGGGUAAUUCAAAUAGUCUUCUUUUGAUUCUUUAUUUUCCACACAAAUUUCAGACAAUCGAAAUUCGUUUCAAAAGAAACACAGAUGCCGUUCAUGAAACCAAGAAGAAUCCAGAAAUCAAUGAUGGAAAACAAAUUGAGAUUGAGAAUCGUCCAAAAGUUCAAUCCAAAAAUUAA